Messenger RNA from Amoebophrya sp. A25, 211 nucleotides. NCBI's taxonomy places the organism in Eukaryota, Dinophyceae, Syndiniales, Amoebophryaceae. The record is from the annotation of a GenBank genome assembly.
AUGCAUGAAUUACCCAAGUUUCUACUCUUCUUGUUGGCUACCACAUCGGAUGGUAGGCCCCAACCUAACCUAACCUGUGAGCAGGUCCAUAAUUACAGUCAUAGGAUGGGGCCUGAAUGGCGCAAAUGCGCCGCCUCACGCGAGCCGCCUGUCGGUUGAAUCGCGUCCCAACGUCAAGCGCUGAUACUAGAUGACAGUUGAAAUAAUACCG